Molecule: messenger RNA, 2190 nt
Organism: Exophiala bonariae
Lineage: Eukaryota; Fungi; Ascomycota; Eurotiomycetes; Chaetothyriales; Herpotrichiellaceae
Exons: 8
Coding region: 1-2190 (729 amino acids)
Biological process (GO): transmembrane transport; metal ion transport
Cellular component (GO): membrane
Molecular function (GO): metal ion transmembrane transporter activity
Source: RefSeq, a predicted model, not a curated record
AUGGAUUUCCGGACUCCUUCUGAGCUGACAGGUCCCAAUAUUGAAUCGCGCAACGCUACAGUGUCGUCACACAGAGAGGACCAACCUCAUGAACCGACUCAAGACAUCGUUGUCAUCAAGACGAACGCCACUGCGAGCUCUGCAGAACCUCAACUCUGUUCUGAGGAGCAUCCUGUGCAGCAAUCAGUGCUGUCUUCUACUUGUGCAGCGCCCGUCGACACGUGGGUCAUGAAGUCGUCUCUCUCCAGCGUGCUCGAAGAUAACAAAGCUCUUCUUUCGUCUUUACUAAAGGAAUUCCAGAAGUUAAAUGAUAACCUUGAGAGAAUAGCACAAGUACUUGAUAACGAGCACGCCGGACAGCCAAUACCCGAGCCCAAUACUGGCACUGUCGUACCCAAUUUAACCGCGUCUGCUGAGAGUUCGAAACCGGUAGAUCCUGGGCAUGAGCCGCCACAGAUCGAUCAUAUCUCAGAGCACGUUUCACAAAAUCAAGGUGAGCGACCUGCUGAUGGAGAAGAUAUAGACCGCGCCAACAACUCUGGGGUAUCUCGUAGUGAACCUGAGCAGCUUCUGGAGAGUACCGUUGCAUGGCGUUUGACCCACUCAACGCAGGAAGAAUUCGAUCACCUCCGUGAUAGACUCAUCUCAGGAUUACGCUCGGGUUUGCGUUUGGGAUCUUGUCUGUCAAUUGAACUUCCUGAUGAUCUCGCCGGAAGACAAGCCCGUCUUCGCUCAGCAUGGCCGGGUUUCGCAACUUGCAGAGACUUGUGGGCGAAAUACUCUCAUCAUUCCAAGGCCUCAUUUUUCCAUCCUCUACAUCCUUAUGAUUCCUUGAAUGUCGGUCUGAUCACCUGUAUGUUUUUGCGCCUGUUUGGCCCAGCAAUCGAAGAUGGUGGCCAGCCUCCCAUCAUUUAUGUCAUGGGACUGCUGAGAAGCUACUUUUUAAAUGCGACACACGAGUGGCACUUCCGCACCGCGACCUCAUGGUUUUGGCUGCUGAAAGGUCUCCCGAGCUACGUUACCUUCGGCUUUAGCGUGCGCGGUUUUAGACUCUUACGAAAGGUGCAUGACUAUAACUCCCUCCAUCCCGAAUCAAGCAUUCUUGGAAUGCAGCUACAACGACAACCAGGACAACAAGUAAAUAUCCAAUGGCCGCAAGGCGAAGGCCAGCAGCCCAAUGUCGUUGAAACUCGAGACUGCUUUUUGAUGGUGGUAUACUCAGCUGGUCCAUUUUCCACAAUCCUACGCUUGAAUGAUGACCCCUUGCCCAUGGAGGGAAUCGCAGUCAGUCUAGUACCGCCAUUCGCGGGAGUGCUCAUGGGUAUUGCUCAAGACAUAGUAGGUCAGUGCGUGAGGAAUUGGAUUGCCUUGAUGGACGAGAUAGACGAGAGGUUUGGUACCAAUGAUUACGCGAUUGAUGUUUGGCAGAUCGUGGAAGUGUCAAAUGAUCAAGCAUUGAAUGAUCUUAUGUAUGACGACUUAAACCUUUCAAGGAGCAAAUCUUACUUCACCUUGCUUCAACACCUUCGCAUAUAUCGACAAUGGGCCCAGAACACGCGACGGGAUCUUGAAGUGUGGAACCAGAUGACUCUGGAGCGUAUACAGAGGAUCUGCGUCGAGUGGAAUUCUCCAUGGAAAGUGACUGAUUCACAAAGAAACGAGCUCUCACAGGAUUGGCAGAAGAGAGUAGAUACCAUGAAGGUGAAACUCGACCAUGUUUUGCAACGUAUCAAGCAGAAGGAGGAGGAUAUAGUGGUACUUAGAGAAGGACUUUUUACGGCUACAGCCAUCCGCGAGGCUAGACAAGGAACACUACUCAAUCGUUACGUGUUUGUUUUCACUGUGGUGACAGUUAUAUAUCUACCGCUGACCUUUGUCACGGGAUUUUUCGGGAUGAACAACCUUGACAAGACAAGCCUGCUCUUGUCUUUGACACCAUUCGCGAUUAUGCUAGUACCAGUCGCCCUGGGAACAUAUGCCCUGACAAUUGGGACUUUAUGGUGGUAUGCAAAUUAUCGAAAGCCAACCGCCAGCCGCAGCAAUAACCACCCGAAGUUGGGUGCUUCCUCCUCAGAACCACAAAAGAAGCAAACAAGGGGUUCUAGCAGCAGACCCGAGACUGCAGCCAAACGAACAGGUGUGUGGAGAAGAAGAAAGCCGGAAACGACAGACCCAAACACGGUUGUAUGA